Molecule: messenger RNA, 2272 nt
Organism: Chilo suppressalis (striped riceborer)
Lineage: Eukaryota; Metazoa; Arthropoda; Insecta; Lepidoptera; Crambidae
Source: the annotation of a GenBank genome assembly
UGUACAAUGAAUUCUUGUAAUAAUUUGCUUAGAAAAAUCAUUUCUAAAAUCAUUUUACGUACAUUUUUUUAUAGAUGAGUACUCUAAGAUAAAUUCAUGUGAUUUCUAUGAUUGGGAAAAACUUAUUUAUAACUAGAAAGCUAUAAAUGCAAGGACAUUUGCUUGAGAUUAUAGUUGACUUCAAUAGUUACUUAAAUUUAUAGUGUUUAUAAAUAUUUUAUUAAAACUAUGGUGGAAAACGGUGCAUCAAGUGGGGGAAGCGAUAGCCCUAAUGCAACUUGUGUUCGUUCUGGAUUGUUGGAAACUUUAGUGCGUGGUGUUUGGUAUAAAGUGCAUUGCUCCUUGGAGGAUGACUACUUUAGUGUUUGCCUGGAUGAUGGAUAUGAUGCAACAACAACACUUAACGGAUCCAUAAAUAAUAACAAUGUAGAGACUCCAAAUAGUGAUUUUACAGAAGUGCCAGAAGCAAUUGCUAAUCAAAAACGAUUAGUGCAAGUAGUGAAGUCUGAUAAUAAUGGCUUGGGUAUUUCUAUUAAGGGAGGAAUAGAAAAUAAUAUGCCGAUAUUGAUAUCCAAAAUAUUUAAAGGAAUGGCAGCAGACCUUACAGAACAGCUGUAUGUUGGUGAUGCAAUAUUGUCUGUCAAUGGAGAAGAUCUAAAAGAUGCAACACAUGAAGAAGCUGUAAAAGCUCUAAAACGGGCUGGCAAGAUGGUGCAGUUAGAAGUGAAAUAUUUGCGAGAAGUGACACCAUAUUUUAGAAAGGCAUCAAUCAUCAGUGAAGUUGGUUGGGAAUUGCAACGAGGCUACAUGGCGGAUGCGCCACCCUCGCCGCCAUCUCCUCGCCGUCGUCGGGCAGAUACACGAUAUGUACCUUUACUGAUGGCAUGUGUUGCAAAAAACUUACGACAUCAUGAUCCCGAGGAUCGCACUAUCGAAGUGUACUCACCUGACGGAGUGCACGCGUUGGCCCUUAGAGCAGGCACGGCGGCCACGGCGGCGGGCUGGCACCGUGCCUUGCACACGGCGGCUCGUCGAGCCGCGCGCGCUGCUCUUGCCCGCGCUCGACCCCGCCUGCGUUCCUUGCUGGGAGAUGUUCGCUAUGCCGGAUGGCUCGCACGCAGGCCCCCACAAGACCACAUAAGUGCGUCUGGUGGUUCAGAUAGCUCCGAUGAGGCGGAUGGAUGGCAACCAACCUUCGUUGCUAUUACGGAUCGUGAACUAAGGUUGUACGAGGCGGCGCCGUGGUCGGCGGAGGCGUGGUGCGCGCCCACGGAGAGCUUCAGCCUGGCGGCCACGCGCCUUGCGUGGUGGAGGCGAGGCGCGUCCGGAACAGGUAACGGCGGUUGCGGCGCGGCGUCGCUGGGCGUCCGCGCGGGCACCGCGGCCGGGCUGUGCGUCCGUGCGCUGCGGGCCGACACGCCGCACGACCUGGCGGCCGUCGCGGGCGCGCUUGUCGAUGGCGCGCACCACGCCGUACGCGAACAACCCGAGUACACCUUUCGGUGCCGUUUCCGCGGGGUGUGCGCGCGGCUGUCUCUCGGCGCGGGCGGCGUUUGCGUUUGGGAGGCGGCCGGGUCGCUGGGCCGCGGGGGCGCGCGCGCGCUCUACCGCCGCCCGCUGCACGCGCUACGGGCCUCCGCCGACGACGACCGCGCCGCGCUGUGGCUGCAUUUCGCAGACGACGAUACUCUCGAGUUGGAUAUGGAAGGGAGCCCGAAGCCAGCGGUGUUCAUACUGCACAAUCUGCUAUCGGCACGAGUGCACGCGUUGCCCGGCGAGGCGGCCACGCAUCCGCUAUAACCCGCGACUGCGUCUACUACUACCCCUACUGAUUGGGAUGAUGACGGGGUGAAGUAAGCAAAAUUCUAUUCAGUUCGUCAGUUAGACACUUAUUUUUUCUUUUGUCAAUGAAACAAAAAAUUACAUAGAUAAAUCUAGAUAAUCAAAAAAUUAUGGACAUAAUAUACUUUUCCUUUCCAAUUGUCAAUCAACCGAAAAUUACAAAGACGAAACGCGUCGCAAUUUUGUGUCGAGCGGGCGCUCCUGACGUCGCUUCGAAGCGAAAGUUGUACCUAGGCGUGACAUCAUGCGACAUUUUAAAUCUAUGUAUCUCUCUGUAAGGUUUUAAUUAUGUAAAAAAAGAAAAAAUACGUGUCUUAUACUUUUUGAUAAACUACCUGAUUGACGAAGAAAAAGCUUUGUCAUCAUCCCUGUUGCGCCGGCGAUGGCGAAGCGACACUGCUCAGCGACCCCCCCCCCCUCCCCAAAUGGU